This is a messenger RNA of Ictalurus furcatus (blue catfish), 1614 nucleotides long. RefSeq names its product heat shock transcription factor 4 (gene hsf4). NCBI's taxonomy places the organism in Eukaryota, Metazoa, Chordata, Actinopteri, Siluriformes, Ictaluridae. The record is from RefSeq and is a predicted model, not a curated record. Gene Ontology annotation, biological process: regulation of DNA-templated transcription. Gene Ontology annotation, molecular function: DNA-binding transcription factor activity; sequence-specific DNA binding. The transcript has 13 exons. Bases 236 to 1543 code for a protein of 435 amino acids.
UGCAUCCUCUCUUUAUGCUGACACAAGCUUGCAUGAAUGACACGAGCCUGAUAUGGCCAGAUGACUGAGCUAGAGAGAGGGAGCAAGCAAGAGAUACAGAGAAAGAGAGAGGAACAGGAUCAGGAGCUCAGGAGGGCAGAGAGAAGAGAUGGACUGAGGAGUCUUGGGAAGCAAAUGAACAUUUAUAUACGCACUGCUCAAGUACAGAACCCCAAGCCCAGGGCUGAGCGCAGAUAUGCAGGAGUCACCAGGUCCCAUAGGUGUGGAUGGAGGCUAUGCCAACAACGUGCCGGCGUUCCUCACUAAGCUGUGGACGCUGGUGGAAGACCCAGAGACCAACCAUCUCAUCUGUUGGAGCACUACUGGUACCAGCUUCCAUGUGUUUGACCAAGGCAGGUUUGCCAAAGAGGUUCUGCCCAAAUACUUCAAACACAACAACAUGGCCAGCUUUGUGCGCCAACUCAACAUGUAUGGCUUCAGGAAGGUGGUGAAUAUUGAACAGAGUGGGCUGGUGAAGCCGGAAAGAGAUGAUACAGAGUUUCAGCACCUGUACUUCCUCCAAGGCCAUGAGCAUCUUCUAGAACAUAUCAAGCGCAAGGUGUCUAUAGUAAAAAGUGAGGAAACUAAAUUCAGGCAGGAGGACUUAAGCAAGCUCUUGUAUGAAGUACAGGUGCUUCGCAGCCAACAAGAGAACAUGGAGUGCCAGAUGCAAGAUAUGAAACAGCAGAACGAAGUAUUGUGGAGGGAGGUGGUGUCACUGAGACAAAACCACACACAGCAGCAGAAAGUUAUGAACAAGCUGAUUCAGUUCCUGUUCAGCCAGAUGCAGGCGAGCCCCCCCAGCACGGUCGGAAUGAAGAGAAAAUUGCCCCUGAUGUUAGAUGAUGGCGCCACCACUCCUCCUACCUCCAAACUCAGUCACAGCCACUCCAUGGAGUCCAUACAAGAGGCCUUCUACAUCCAAUCGCCAUCCACAGAGGCUGCCUCCUGUUCCACUAGCAACACAAUGACAGUAGGACCGAUCAUCGCUGAUGUUACUGACAUGUCACAGCCUAGUGCAAUGGCUAUUCAAAUGGAGGAAGCACGGGAAAGGUGUCCAAUGAUUAUUAAAGAAGAGCCAGUGAGUCCAGGUGUGCACAGAUGGAGUGAGGACAUUUCUUGUGGUGUGUGUACGGAACCCCCGGUUCUCCCCUUGGCCAUGGUACAGUCCGUCCUAGAGGGCCGAGGGUCAGGUCCUGGAGAGAGGAGGGCCAAGAGAACCAUAGACAAGCCAGAACCUUCUGAAGCUGUUGAAAAUGUGGACAUGAGCUUUGAGGAACUACAGCUGCUCCUGAGAAACCACCAGCAAAGUAUAGAGUCCAGCUCUGCCAAUGUGGAUGCAUUCACUUUUAGCAUGCCCAUCAAUGAGUGGAACUUCACAGAGAUGGACCCAAAUCUCAAAUCAGAGUUGUCCAACAUCCUUGUCCCUGCUGCUAUGUCUCAGUACAUGUUCCAGUGCCAGGAGGGUGAAGUGUGCAAUUCUAAUGGCUGUGAGGAACAGUAAGAUCCUGACAGUUCAUCUGGCACAAGUUCCUCCUCCCAGAACAUCAGUAUGGGACAUACAGAAGACAUGGG